Apus apus (common swift) is the source of this 6973-nucleotide messenger RNA. It is a transcript of the gene TRAF3, whose product is annotated as TNF receptor associated factor 3. Gene Ontology annotation, cellular component: plasma membrane signaling receptor complex. The transcript is spliced from 13 exons. The record is from RefSeq and is a predicted model, not a curated record. Bases 327 to 2030 code for a protein of 567 amino acids. Gene Ontology annotation, biological process: regulation of canonical NF-kappaB signal transduction; Toll signaling pathway; regulation of apoptotic process. NCBI's taxonomy places the organism in Eukaryota, Metazoa, Chordata, Aves, Apodiformes, Apodidae. Gene Ontology annotation, molecular function: zinc ion binding; tumor necrosis factor receptor binding.
GUGGCUUGUAAAAUAGGAAGCAGGAAAGUUUGAGUGCUUAGGCUUUAAGUGAAUCAAGACCAGCUCUCAGCAGUGGGAGGCAAUAUAUUAAUCCAUUGGAAGCACAGGCUGCAGUCUUCUGUGUCACUGUGAUUUGUGUACAAUUUUUUUUAAAAUGUAAACAGGGUAAAUAAGAAAGAAACAGAGGAGACUAUAGCAAAGCUCCCCUUAGUGACAAGAAUAAAGAGAACCCUAACAGAGCAUUGAGGAAGCCCAUUCUCCUUCCUCCUCAAAUUGCUGAUCAAAUGAAAUUCAAAUAAAACAAAAGAAAUAAACUGUCUUAGAGCAUGGACACCAGUAAGAAGCCAGACCCCCCUUUAUCUGUAGAAAUGGUACAACAAAGGGCCAAUCCUGAUCGCAGUCCUUCAGCAUCGAUUUAUGUUCCAGAGCAAGGUGGCUACAAAGAGAAAUUUGUAAAUGCCGUGGAAGAUAAGUACAAAUGUGAAAAAUGUCACCUCAUCUUAUGCAAUCCGAAACAGACUGAAUGUGGACACAGAUUCUGUGAGACCUGCAUGAAUGCCUUGCUAAGUUCUUCUAGUCCAAAAUGUACAGCGUGUCAAGAAAGCAUAGUAAAAGAUAAGGUAUUUAAAGAUAAUUGUUGCAGGAGAGAACUACUUGCCCUUCAAAUAUACUGCAGAAAUGAAAAUAAGGGCUGUAAAGAGCAACUGUCUUUGGGUCAAUUACUGAUGCAUUUGAAAACUGAUUGUCAGUUUGAAGAACUCUCGUGUCCUCAUGCUGAUUGCAAAGAAAAAAUACUGAGAAAAGACUUGCCAGACCAUGUAGAGAAGACCUGUAAAUACCGGGAGACAACCUGUAAAUACUGUAAAAGCCAAGUCCCAAUGAUUAUGUUGCAGAAACAUGAAGAUACAGACUGCCCGUGUGUCAUGGUUUCAUGUCCUCAUAAAUGUAGUGUUAAAACACUCAUGAGGAGCGAGUUGAAUGCACAUUUGUCAGAAUGUAUUAAUGCCCCAAGUACCUGUAGUUUUAAGCGUUAUGGCUGCACUUUUCAGGGAACAAACCAACAAAUUAAAGCACAUGAAGCCAGCUCAGCAGUGCAGCAUGUUAACUUAUUGAAAGAGUGGAGCAAUGCUCUAGAAAAUAAGGUUGCCUUGCUCCAGAAUGAAAGUUUGGAAAAGAACAAGAGUAUACAAACUUUACAUAAUCAGAUUUGUAGCUUUGAAAUAGAAAUUGAAAGACAGAAGGAAAUGCUGCGGAAUAAUGAAUCUAAAAUACUUCAUUUACAGCGAGUGAUAGACAGCCAAGCAGAGAAACUGAAAGAACUGGACAAAGAAAUCCGCCCCUUCCGACAGAACUGGGAGGAGGCUGACAGCAUGAAGAGCAGUGUCGAAUCCCUCCAGAACAGAGUGACUGAGCUGGAAAGUGUUGAUAAAACAGCAGGGCAAGGAGCUCGAAAUACAAGCCUGCUAGAGACACAGCUGAGCAGACAUGACCAGAUGCUGAGUGUUCAUGAUAUUCGGCUGGCUGACAUGGACCUCCGAUUCCAAGUUCUAGAAACUGCCAGUUACAACGGAGUAUUAAUUUGGAAAAUUCGAGAUUAUAAACGUCGGAAGCAAGAGGCAGUCAUGGGGAAGACUCUGUCCUUGUACAGCCAACCCUUUUAUACUGGAUACUUCGGCUACAAGAUGUGUGCCAGAGUUUACCUUAACGGAGAUGGCAUGGGAAAGGGGACGCACUUGUCGCUGUUUUUUGUCAUCAUGCGCGGAGAAUACGACGCGUUGCUUCCUUGGCCCUUCAAACAGAAAGUGACUCUCAUGCUGAUGGAUCAGGGACCCUCUCGACGCCACUUAGGAGAUGCUUUCAAGCCAGAUCCCAACAGCAGCAGUUUCAAGAAGCCAACUGGAGAAAUGAACAUUGCAUCUGGCUGCCCAGUCUUUGUGGCUCAAACUGUUCUAGAGAAUGGAACGUAUAUUAAAGAUGAUACUAUUUUUAUUAAAGUCAUAGUGGAUACAUCGGAUCUACCAGACCCCUGACAUACAACGGGGGAGGCAGAUUAAACAGAAGACAACUCCUUUUGGGGGUUUUACAUCAGUUUGUCUUCAAUCAGAGGUCCUAAAGCUCACAGAACCACCUUGUGGAACAGAUGGAAGAGUUUGAAGGCAUAACUGCAUAGGGUCCAAUUGCGAAAGUAGCAACACAUUAAGAAAUCAUACCAUGGUAUAUUUUUUAAUAGAACUAGCAACACUCAAGCUCUGAAGAAUCACUUAUCCCUCGUGAGGAUAAUGAUUAUUUUCAGAGAGGAUUUUUUUUUUAACUUAUUAAUGAUCUAGUCAAUUGGAGGUGAAAAGACAUAUACAGUUUGUGCUGAAUAAAUUACUGACUCUUAUUUCUUUAAGCUAGAAUACAAAAAAAAACCACACGUGGGCUAGCUGGAACUUGUCAGCAUGUUAAAAGAAGAAAUGAUGAAGUAAUGUUGCAAUUAUGAUAUUAUUUGAAAAACUGAGGUGCAAUCUUGUCUGAAAUAUAGUAUAUUGUCUUUUUAAGGCCUCAUCUGGUCUCUGUUUUAAUAAUUACUUUGUCAGAAGAUCUUGGAAAAGUAUCCAUGUCUUCUCAAAAGUACCUGAAUCAAAACCAUAUUUUUAUUUAAAGUUAUAUUGUUACAGAAAACAUUUUAUUUUAAAACUGUUGAUAGACUGAUAUUUCUUGGAAGAAAAAUAGAAGAUAUCAAACACUGGUUAUCACUUGUGAUAGGAAAAAAAACUAUUCAAUUCUGUUAUUUCUCUUUAGAAAUGUAAACCUACAAUAUAUGUCGUAGUUAAUGACACUAUUUCAAAAUUAAGGAAAAAUCACUCAUGGAUGCUGUGCAUCAUUAUCAGAUUUAUAAUUGUUUUCACCCUAAAAUAGGGCAUUUGUUGAACUUUGGAGUUCUAGACGGAAUCCUGUACAUUUUUUAAAGUUCUGCCCCAUGCUUUCCAAUCAAGCUAUAUAUGUUGCACAUUAUGCUGUCAGCAGUAUAUAGUAUUUUCAGUAUUGGGGAGGAGGAUUAGUGCUGAAAAAAAGCCUGUAUGUUUGUUGUGUACUAGCAGCCAUUGCUUCUUAAGGACAAAUCAGCAAUGUCUUAAUACAGUGAUGGUGGCUUGCAUGCAUACAUGUGCCUUACAUGUGCUGUGCUGCUUAUAAACCAUAGCUUUUUAUUCAGAUUAAUUCUGAUAUCUGAAAUGGUAGUUUAAUUGGACUUCAGGCAUAAUGUUUAGCCUUGUCUUCAGAGCCCUUAGGUACCCUGUCAUGUACAAAAUAGAAGCCAAAGCCCAUUUCUUUGGCUUCUGGAGCUUCUAUGACUUGGCCAUGGUGAAAUCCAUCCUAUUCAGGUGCCAAAACGUUAUGCUCAGUGCUCCUAUGGAGCUUGGGACUAGACAGUCUCCAUGGCCACUGUGAAGGCAGGUGACAUUUUUCCUCUAAUGCCUGUGGUUGUAAGGUGGCAUCACUUGAAAUGGACCCAUCUGAGAACCCCAUCUGUGGGGCUGUGAAUGUAUAUGCUCAUGACAGCUUUUCAUAGCAGACAAGCAUCCUAACGGGGAAUGCACAGGCUUCUUUCCUUUAACAGCCUGAACCACCGUGGAAAGCAAUUGCUAACCCUGAAACGUGCUGAUUGCAGCCUGCUGUGUUCAUCUGCUUCUAUUUAAUAGCCUGUGACAAGCAAAUCUAGAGACAGCCUGACUGUGGUGCUCUUUAAAGUCCAAGAACCGCCUCAGCAGAGCGGACUUGCACCACUGUGUUUUUAGCCUUCAUGGGCUUGAAGGAAGACGUUGCAUCUCAGCCUUUGAUGUCAGGUUGUAUCAGUUUCCUGCUUUUUGAGGCAUAGUCACAAUUUCUGUCUAAGGUGCAGUUGAAUUCAUGCCUUUGUAUUUCAGCUUGUCUUUGCCAUUGUCUUUUUUGGCUGUGCCUUCACACACAGUGCCUGCAAGAAAUAUUUAUGAAUAUACAAUGCAUGCUAAGUGGUCUUCAUGGGUUUUCCAGGCACCUGCUAGAAUACUGCCUGCUGCUGACAGUCGCAACAGUCAGCAGCAAUUUGUCUUCCUUUUCUUGCCUUCCAUUGUCCAGGUACUGUACUCCCUCUAUGGUACAUAGCUGUCACCAGGUGCAAACUCAACUAUGGGGGCAUGUGCUAGCAUUUAAAUUCUAGCACGGAAGGAGGACGUUCUGCACAAGAGAUAAAUAUCUAUAGAUAUAGCCCCAUCUAUAUCUCUAGAUAUCAUUAUAUGGCACUUGCAGUUUUAUGCAGGCUGCACAAGCAAACCCAUCACUUACGCUUUAGGGCGAAGGUUCGCUCGACUUGUGUCGUUUUAAUAAUUGUGAAUGUAGGCAGCUGAGCUUUUGUGUUUGUGCAUCACAGAAUUUUACUGAAAACAGGAUUCCCAAGUGGAAAUGUCCAAAGGACUCUCCUCCCAUUGCUAAUGCAUGUCUUGUAAACUUAAAUGAAACCAUUUGGCCAUCUCAAAACAGUUUCUAUCCUGUUUCGAUCUGGGACUCGGAGGAGAUUUUUAGUAAUCAGGGCCCAGCAUAUUCUGCAGAUUUUUAACUACAGUUUCCAGCUCCUGUGACAGAAUUGCGCUUCUAAAUCCAGGCUCUUUAAAAGAGGAGGAAAAAAAGUGUUUCCAGCCUUUGUCAUUGAAAGAGGACUUUGAAACAUGCGAAAAGUAUAAACUAAUAGGGAAGUCUUCCUGAGUCUGCACACAGCCUAAACCAGUAGCUUUAAGAGAUCUGAAUAUCUCCUCUUAGGGGGAUAUUGACUCAGAAACUUCACAGAGAAGUUUAAAUAUGAACACUCCUAACUAUAAUGCCGAUCACUGUAGCAGAAACAUCAGUCACUGUUGUAUUUCACAGAUCUCUAUGCUGCUUUCCACAUCUCCCAAGUGCCAAAAGCACCAGCUGCCAGAAUCUUCAGCUUCACUUGGGCAGCUUUUAUAAUUCAGUAACGUGCUAUCGAUAUAAAAAUAUUUUUGCAUAUAUGCUUUUUAUCACAGUUAAUAAAAAUGGAGGCCUACUGCACUUAUUUUUUAAAACUACAUGAAGCUGCCAGAGAAUUUCCAGUUUGCCAACCCUGCGUACUGUGAAAUCCAGGAUCCUGCUACACAAACGUAAACACCGCCUGCUGUGGAAUACCUGAAGCCUUGACUGUAACACUCCUUUCUCCGCAGAACUCACGGGCCAUCUCUGUAGAGUUCUUACUGUGUACAUAGAAAUCGGUUUCCUCUGCUUUCCGGCAAGGAGUAUGUAGCAUUUUGUGAAAACAAGGCCACUGUAUAUUCUCUAAAUUGAAAAGAAGAGAUACCUGGUGCUUUACUCAACACUUUAUUUAACCUUGUCUCUCACUGAAAUGCCCUUUAUCCUUUUUUUCCUAUGUGUUCCUGACCCAGAUAUCCAAAGUUUUCUAGGGAUUGUCUGUUUAAAGUGAUGCAUGUGGCAACGCUCUGCCCCCACGUAUACUCUUGAGUCCUGGCUAACUCCUGUGGUGUGCCAUUAUUGCAAGGGGGUGCCAGAGUAUUUGCAUGACUUUGAACAGUUUUUCUUCAAUAGAACCUCUUUUUCCUUUGCUUAGUAAUUCUUAGCAGUGCACAACUGAAGUCUCUUGCUGGUAUUCUUUCAUUAAUGAUGACACUCCAAGUUAGGUACAAGCCUCUUCUGUUUCCAGCUUUCUCUAGGGAGAUCCCAGUGUGUGACAAAUCUGGAUGUUGCCCUUUUUGUACGCUCUUCAGCACAGGGUGAGUGCAUCUGUUAAGGAGAAAGUCUUGAAUUCUAAACAGGAUGAAACUAUUUGGGUGUUUAAAGACGAAUCUGCGAUGAUGAUGUGUGGCCACAUCUGCAUUACUUCUCUGAUCUGAUUAAAGGGGUCUUGUUUCAGUUACUGUCUACAUGGUACACCUUCAACUACAAUAUGUAAUAUUGAUUUCAGCCUCGUACUGUAAAUGUUGUUCUUCACAAAGAGAAUGUGCAAUAGGAAAAGAGGAGGAUGGGUGUCACAGUUUUGAUGGGGGAAAAAAAUAAUGUUGUGGGUAACAUGCUAGCUUGCUUAUAAAUAUGAAAUACAGUUUACUUCCUUUUCCUGUGGGUUUUCCUACUCAGAAAAGGAAAGCUGAAGAUAAGUGCCCAUUUCUGUGCCUGGUGAAUUUCUCAAAUGCAAAGGUAAUAGAGAUUUGUCUUGUAAUUUAAGUGUCGAACCCAUGAAUGUUUGUGAUUGUGUUGCUCACAGUUCUUGGCUUGCCACAAUUAUGGCUUGUUGAGAUGGAGUUUAAAAGCUGCCACCUGUUUGUGUUUGUAUUCCAUCACGUGGGGUAGGCAUUUCACCAACAAUGCAGGGUUUCUGUUGUUUUGUUUCAUUUUUAAAACACUGGUGCUGUUUGGUCCCAGACAGAGAAGUGUGUAGGGAGUGACAAGAAAAGUUGCCUGCACCACAGAAGAGUGAAUAAUGUGACUGCAGUAUUGAUGCCUUGAUAUGAUUUUAACUAUGCAAAUACACAAAUAGGUGAAGGGGAAAAAUUCUUGGGUUGCAUACCUAAUCUCUUAGUUUUUGCUCUGUAAAUUACUCCUAUGUGUGUAGGUACAUACAUAUACACACAGACAUGCAUGCACAUAUAUAUGCAAAAUCUUUUCUUUACGUAGAAGUGAUGAAACAAAACCCUUUCCUCCAAGUUAUACUUGAUCAUUUGGUGCAAAUAUAACUUGCUGCUGCUAAGAGAGGAUCUUGGCUAUGGGCAAACUUUGGAUUCGCAUCUUCCAUGUUUGAAGACCUGUAUAUAGCAGUUUGUUUAACCUUUCUGAAAACCUUGGAAAGUCAUCUAGGACACGUCCUUCCUUAUACUCUGCUAAUUUGGAGAUUUCUGUAUUAUAAGCAAACAGAGUGAUGGGCAACUUGUUAAUUGCAAAUUGUUUCCUUGAAUUUUGGAACAAAAUAUAAUAAAAAGCAACUGGACCUCUU